Teleopsis dalmanni is the source of this 1041-nucleotide messenger RNA. RefSeq names its product methionyl-tRNA formyltransferase, mitochondrial-like. Gene Ontology annotation, biological process: conversion of methionyl-tRNA to N-formyl-methionyl-tRNA; biosynthetic process. Lineage: Eukaryota; Metazoa; Arthropoda; Insecta; Diptera; Diopsidae. The transcript is spliced from 6 exons. Bases 1 to 1032 code for a protein of 343 amino acids. The record is from RefSeq and is a predicted model, not a curated record. Gene Ontology annotation, cellular component: mitochondrion. Gene Ontology annotation, molecular function: methionyl-tRNA formyltransferase activity.
AUGCAAAAAUUUGUUUGUUGUGCAAAUAGUUUACAGUAUCCUAAAAGAUUUUUAGCUACAGACGUUAAAAAAGGUUUAAACGUGCUAUUUUUUGGUACUGACAAUUUUUCUCUACCAAGUUUAAAGAUAUUGCAUAAAAAUAGUUCUACAGAUAUAAUAAAUCAGCUAGGCACAGUGACAUCUUUUAAAAAUCCCGCAAAUUGUGUACGCUUAUUUGCAAGCCAACAAAAUAUAGCUUUGCACCGUUGGCCGGUUGAAGCAGAGUUGUGCCAUAAUUAUGAUCUUGGUGUGGUGGUAUCGUUUGGACAUUUAAUUCCACAAAAAUUAAUUGAAUCAUUUCCUUUAGGCAUGAUAAAUGUGCAUGCUAGCCUACUACCGCGUUGGCGAGGUGCUGCGCCCAUUAUUUAUGCUAUUAUGAAUGGUGAUCAAAAGACUGGCGUAUCUAUUAUGAAGAUAGAACCAAAGCAUUUUGAUAUAGGCGAUAUUUUGGCGCAACGUGAAAUCAAUAUAAGACCAAACGUAUAUAUGUCUGAACUCUACGUGGAGUUGGCUGAACAUGGUGCUAACUUAUUAAUUGAUGUGCUACGUGAUUUUCAUAAUAAGCUAUCAAUAGCAACGAAACAAGAUAAUGCAGCUGCUACUUACGCUCCUAGGAUAACACAAAGUUUAACGGAAGUGACGUGGUCUAAUAUAAAUGCAGAACAGUUACACGCGAGAUUUCGUGCUUUACACGGCUUCAAACAGUUAAGCGCACAGUUUCAAGGCAAAACUAUAAUUUUGGUUGACAUCAAAUUACCGCAGCUUAUAACAAAAGAAGCAGAUAUGUUGCUACAUUCACAACCUGGUGCGUUUAUAUAUCAGCGUAGUAAAAAAUGUUUAUAUGUGCGAUGUGCCAAUAACUCUUACAUAGAAGUGCAUCAGUUACGAAUCGAAGGCAAAAAAAUAAUGAGUGCUAUGGAAUUUAAUAAUGGUUAUUUGAAGAAACAAACGAUAGCAAAUCUAUUAUUCGAGAUUAAAAAAGUUGCUUGUUAAUAAUUGAAU